CACGGGCAAGGAAAAUAAAUCUUAUAGACCAACUAUACCAUUUUGAACGAAGCUGAUAUAUAUCAAAUGUCAACUUCAAGAGCUAACAACUAUAAGUUUUUCAACAUUCAUGGCAAUUUUUUUGUGCAGCUUGAGAAGUUGAGUGAGAUACAGUGUCAACCUGAAUCACAGUUGUUCAUAAUAGAUGCUUGGCUGCAGAUAGUUGAAUAUAGACAGGUGCUAAAAUGGAAUUAUGCAUAUGGAUAUUACUUGCCUGAGCAUGACCGUGCCAAGAGGCAAUUCUUUGAGUAUCUACAAGGUGAAGCUGAGUUUGGGUGAGAACUGCUUCAUCAAUGUGCCAAGAAGGAACCCAAAGAUACCUUAAUGCAGAUGGUCCAUUGAAAGACUUCAAAGAAUUCCACACAAAGCUAGCUGGGCUGACAAGGUAAUUUCCAACUUAAGUUUCUGUAUCUCCAGUAUUUAAUUAUGAAGAAAUUAGUUACAAAAAUAAUGGUUGGACUGCUAUAUUUGUUGAACUUAUUUCAUUGUGGAUAAUAUUCUGCCCCUCCAUAACUCCAUUUCUAAUCAGAGUAUUUCUACUAGCAGCCAUUAAAAGUGAAGUUGAAAACUUCUGUGUUU
Molecule: messenger RNA, 618 nt
Organism: Ipomoea triloba (trilobed morning glory)
Lineage: Eukaryota; Viridiplantae; Streptophyta; Magnoliopsida; Solanales; Convolvulaceae
Product: probable E3 ubiquitin-protein ligase ARI7
Exons: 3
Coding region: 67-318 (83 amino acids)
Source: RefSeq, a predicted model, not a curated record